CAAUGGUCUAACAGCAAUUCACCUGUCCUUAAGCCUGAUUAUUCUGCUAUCACAAAGGUAUUGCAACUGGAUUCGUCUAAUGCCUUUGCCCAAGCCCUUAGAUUCUGUGAUCCUAUGCUUACGUAACGUAAUAGGUGCUUUCUGUGUUAAGGGCGAAAGCAGGGAGAAGGUGAGGAAAUUGGACGGGAAUAAAUGAGCGUUGGACGACAAGGACAGCAUAGAGAGAUCACAAACAAGGUAGGGGAGACAGCAGGGCGUGAAACAGCUGCAAAAACAAAUCAGUAUGCAAGGCCAACCCCAACAUACCCUGUCGGCGCAACAACAGCAGCAACUACGAUUGUUAUCACUGCUACAGCAGCAGCAACAGCAGCAGGAAAGCCAGAACAGCACGAACAGCAAUAACAAUAGCGGUAAUAGUAGUGGGAACUCCAACCAGGUUCAGAAAGGGAACACGCCUGCAAAUCAGCAGAUACCACUGUCGAUGUUGCUUUCUCCACAGCUCCAAAAUAGAAGUUUGCAGCAACAAGCUCUGGCGGCUCUCCAACAAUCAACCCAACAGGCGGCGCAGUCUCAGCAGUCUCAAGCCCAGCCCCAAUCACAAGCACAAGCACAAUCGCAAUUACAAGCACAGGCCCAAUCCCAGGCUCAACCUUCGAACUUACAACAUUCGCAGCAACUUUUUCAACAGCUCCAACUCCAACAACAAGAGCUCUUGACCGCCAGAAGAUUGCAAGCUCAGGGCCAAGUUCCCGGCCAGAAUCAAAACUCUGUUGUUGGUGCGGCACAGAAUGUGAAUCAACCGGCUUUGACUCCUAAUACAAAUCCUAAUCUCAAUCUCAACUCGGUUGACCCUAAUGUAACUAACCAAGCUCAGAAAAUCUUGUCAUUACCACAACUACAACAAUUCCAACAGCAGCAACAACAAGCAAAUACAUCCACUCCACCGAGCCUAUCACAGCAAGAGGACUCUAACUCUCUUCAGUUAUUACAGAGAUAUCAGUAUCAAAUGAUGGUCAGAGAAGUUUGGAAAGACAAUCUGGAAAGUGAGCUUGUUGUUAUUAGACAGCUUGCAGAGAGAUAUAACCAUAUUUUCCUAUCAACUGAAUUUGCAGGAAUAAUUGCUAGACCAAUAGGAUCAUUCAGAUCAACAAAAGAUUACCACUAUCAAACUAUGAGAUCCAAUGCAGACCUACUAAAUUUGAUACAAAUUGGUAUCACCUUGUGUGAUAAAGAUGGUAAGAGACCGGAGGAUGUUCCUUCAACAUGGCAGUUCAAUUUUACUUUCGACCUCGAGAAAGAAAUGUUCAACAAAGAAUCUAUUGAACUGCUAACAAACACAGGUGUGAAUUUUGACAAACUGAAAAAGAGUGGAAUUGACAGGUUUGAGUUUGCACAAUCCUUAAUCGACAGUGGAUUAUGUCUUUUGGAUAAUGUCACAUGGGUUAGUUUCCACGCAGGCUACGAUUUUGGGUUUUUGAUCUCUCUGAUGAUCAAUAAAGAGAUGUCGUCAAGUGAAACUGAGUUCGACAAUAUCAUGGUAAAAUACUUCUCUAACUUUUAUGACAUCAAACUAAUCUCAAGCUUGAACUCCAUUGGAAGUUAUAAAAAUGGCGUUACAUUAGAAAGUUUGGGUGAUGAUUUAGGGUUUAAUAGAUUACUUAAUAUGAGCAACUUGACUCAAGUUGGAGGCCAGUCGUUACUAACUUACCUUUGCUUUUGGGAACUAAAGAGAUUAAGCAAUCUUGCCGAAUUUGAGGAAUUGAAGAACCAAAUAUUCGGUUUGAAUGAUGAUGGUACUUUCAAGAAGCAUGCGCUUUCAAAUAAUCUGGUCGGUGCAGCAACAGCCAACCAAUCCUCAUCAUUAGAUGGCCAAGGCCAAGCAAUUACGAUGGAUGGCGAAUUGAAUCAUGAUUCCACCCAAUCACAACAACAGCCAGGUCAACCGAUGUUACAGCCUUUACAACUGCUGUUCCAACAACAACAGCAACACAAUUCUACAAAUACUCCUACCUCCACUGCCACUGUUAAUACAACUACAAGCAAUGGAAAUCAAGCUACUGAAUCGACGUCUAAUGCAAACGUGAACCAGGUACCACAUCUUCAAGCCCAGCACCUACUUUCGAGAAAUAGCAAUUCACAGGCAUCACAGAAUCAAGGUCAAAAUGACCUCCAAAGGCAGGCCGCCAAACAGGGUCAACUUCCAAGUGCAAAUACAGGAGUCAAUCCAAACCAGCAGUACUUUUCUAAUAUGAACAACAUGAAUGUGAAUAACAUCAACAAUAUGAACAAUCUGAAUAAUAUCAAUAUGAGUAAUAUGGCUGGUGGGGGCAUGAAUAUGAAUGGAAUCAAUUCCAAUGGCAUCAACGGUCCUAACAAUAUCAAUAGUGGGAUCAAUGGGAUGCACAUAAAUGGCAUGAACAUGGCUAACAUGAGCGGCAUGAAUGGAAUGAACGGUAUGAGCGGUAUUAAUGGUAUUAAUGGUAUGAACGGCAUCAAUAAUGUGAAUGGCAUGAACAACAUGAACAACAUGAGUAACAUGAACAGCAUGAACAAUAUGAAUACUAUGAAUACCUUGAAUGCUUUGAACGGGAUGAACGGGAUGAACAACAUGAAUAACAUGAACAACAUGAGCAACAUGAACAACAUGAACAACAUGAACAACAUGAACAACAUGAACAACAUGGACAACAUGAGCAACAUGAGCGGCAUCAACAGCAUGAAUGGUAUGAACAACAUGAACGGCAUGAACAAUAUGAACAAUAUGAACAUGAACGGCAUGAACAACCUCAAUAAUAUGAACAUGAACAUUGCUGGCGUGAAUGGCAUGAACAACAUGGGAAGCAUGAACAACAUGAACAACAUGAACAACAUGUCGAACAUGAAUAACAUGAAUAGCAUGGUCAAUGUCCAAAAUGGCAUCACUGGGGCCAAUAAUGGUCAACCUGGCGGUCUCAACGGAGACGCCAAAAGCAUGGUUUCUCCUAGAAUGAUGUUUGUGAACCGUUGAAACCUCCCCUUUUUAUUUUAGACUCGUGUAUAACUGAUCCACCUUUGUGGCAAUCACAUUUUCACCUUGUAACCUUUGUCACCUUGUAACCUUCUUCACUUUGAUCUGGUUCAUUCUUGUUCUGCCACCCCGCUGCCCGUGCCAGC
Pichia membranifaciens NRRL Y-2026 is the source of this 3153-nucleotide messenger RNA. RefSeq lists its product as hypothetical. NCBI's taxonomy places the organism in Eukaryota, Fungi, Ascomycota, Pichiomycetes, Pichiales, Pichiaceae. The transcript has a single exon. Gene Ontology annotation, cellular component: P-body; CCR4-NOT complex; CCR4-NOT core complex. The coding region runs from base 284 to 3007 and encodes 907 amino acids. The record is from RefSeq and is a predicted model, not a curated record. Gene Ontology annotation, molecular function: nucleic acid binding; poly(A)-specific ribonuclease activity.